Thamnophis elegans (Western terrestrial garter snake) is the source of this 1415-nucleotide messenger RNA. RefSeq names its product PDZK1 interacting protein 1 (gene PDZK1IP1). The record is from RefSeq and is a predicted model, not a curated record. Lineage: Eukaryota; Metazoa; Chordata; Lepidosauria; Squamata; Natricidae. Bases 105 to 548 code for a protein of 147 amino acids. The transcript has 4 exons.
CAGAUUGCCUUCUUGCCUUUUCCUGGGCAGGAGCAACUUUACUUCUGCCACCACCAACAAAUAUAAGUUAUUGAGCUGGCAAGUGACGUCUGUAUGCCUCCAGCAUGAAAACUUUUCUGUUUGUUACCCUUUGCCUUUUUGCUGCUUGUGAUCCUGUGAACUGUCAAGGAGUUACCAGGACACUUGAUCCAUGGCUGCAAGGUGUAAUUGCUGUUUCAGUGUUUUUGUUUUUGGCAAUGAUUUCCUUUAUCAUCAACAAAUUAUGGUGCCAGGAUGAAAAGGAUUCCAAAGAAGAAGAUAAACGAGUGACCUUCAGGAAUAGAAAUACUAAAGCAUCCAUCACUUCUAAUGGAAUGGAAGGAACCUAUUCAGCAUCCGCAGCAAGCUUCAGCUGUGAAGAAGGCCCUCAUUGCUAUGAAAACCAAGUUGAGUUUGAAUGUGACACUGUGACCAAUCAUCAUACUGAAUGUCAUGCAAGUGUUGACUCUCAUUGUGACACCAGGACUGAAUGUCAUGAAAAUAUAGACGUGGUUACCACAAAUAUGUAACAUCAUUUUGUUAUUUAUUCUUAUAUUUUAAAACCUCUCUAUAAUAUAGAAUCCUUACAAGAUAAGCCAAUAUCAUUUAUGAUGUAUGAUUUUAAUCAAUUUAUUCAAAGGCCAACUAUGUAGAGGCGUAUUAACAUUUUUGCAGUGGCUUUAUUUUGUCUAAGUUCUGCACAUGUCAGAUAGAAUUAAUUGGUACAUAGCAGAGGUGGGUUGCUGCUGGUUCGGCCCAGUUCGGCCGAACCAGGAAUGGGAGCAGUGGCAGGAGGUCCACCCACCCAGCUGGAUGCGUCUGCGCAUGCACAGAAGCAUGGCAUGCAUGCACGAGCGUGCGAGCGUGCGUGCACGAGCGAACCGGUAGUAAACCGGUUAGCAGCCCACUACUGGUGCAUAGUACUCCAUAAUAUGGUUUUUUCACCAAAGGAAACUCACUAACCUAUUUUAUUCUAUUUUACUUUUCUUGUUGCAUAUUUUUGUACUUCAUAAUCUUUGUAAGCUUAGUGCUACAGAUGGUCCACAAUCUCACUUUUAGGCCCUCUGUAACUCAGUGUUAUAUUCCUGUUUAUUACCAGGGAAUUUCUUGUUUGAAAAUUAUUUUUCUUCAUGGUAAAAAUCUCCCCCCCCAAAAAAACAACCUGUAGGACCACGUCAAUAGUAUUGUUAAUAAAGCUGAAGGCAUAGUGGUAGUCUUUGACCAAUUGCUUCCAUUUUAUUUUUUAUUCUUGUUUAUAGAGUCACCAUAAAAUUUUUGGAUGAGGUUGGAAUUAUUUUUAUAUAAAUAUUUUUUCACAUGAAUUUUCCUUUUCUUAUCUGCAUUAAACAAAUGUUUAAAAACUCCUUAUCUAUGAGCAUAUAUAACUGGUUGUUACU